AUGAUGCCUUCCGCCAGCCGGGACAUGACUUCUCAGGAGAUUGACCAAGUCCUCGGUCUCUCUGGCAAUCGCACUGCUCAGGCACAACUUCGGGUCCUCCUUGACAACCUGAAGGACGAGAACAACAUUUCGUCGUUCACAGGAUCUGAACGGGAUCGUUUCCGCCAAAUUCUACAUGAUGUCCUGAGUGCUGAGAUUCUCGGCCAGUCGUCGCGUUUCCACCAGAGUAUCUUGUCUGCCUUCAGACGCGGUCCUGAGAAGUGUAUCGAUGCGCUUUACUCCCGGGCCAAGUUAAAUCGGAAGGCAAAACAAUGCCGCGAGGAACGUUACCCUCGCAAGAAGAAUGAAGAUUCCAUCGCCUCCGGUUCUAGAAAACCUGCUCCCGCGGUACCUAGAUCUCCUGCCCAGCCCGCUGAUUCCCCUGCGGCUGUAGCCGCCACACCACUCGCUGCCACUCCUGCCGUGAGAGACCAAACUCCGACUCGGGCCUCAACUUCGUCGGCAAUAUCCUCCCCAUCUUCGGUAUCAAACGCGUCCACGGCACUGGCAUGGCCUCACGAGCUUCCUGUGAUCGAAGAUAUUCCCGGUCUGCCACUCCCCGACCUCGACCUUCGGUUCAGCUUUGUCAACGCCGAGGGACAGCUCCAGUCAUUGGAGCGAACCCUCACUGAGCUCAUGCAGGGAGGACGCCUUGACGCAGAGGCUCGUCGAAAUAUUGUUUUUGUCGACGUGGAGACCGACUUGUCGCUCGAUGACGUUGCCCAAGUGCUCGCUGACUCGUGGCACUUGAGUCUCGAGAGAGUCGCCCGCCUUCCUAUACAGCUGUCAGCCCGUCAAGGAUACUGGCACGAGCUUGCAGGGGGCAACGGCAGAUUCGCAAGCCUCCGGGUUUGCUGGCAAGCGUUCUUGCGAUGGGCAGAGGGGACAUUCUCAGUUUAG
Molecule: messenger RNA, 939 nt
Organism: Penicillium oxalicum
Lineage: Eukaryota; Fungi; Ascomycota; Eurotiomycetes; Eurotiales; Aspergillaceae
Exons: 1
Coding region: 1-939 (312 amino acids)
Source: RefSeq, a predicted model, not a curated record